AUGAUUGACCAGGCACUGGAGGGCGAGGAGACCAAGGCCAGCGGCUCCAAGCUGCACGCCGCCGUGAAGGCCGGGGACCUGAAGCGCGCCGAGGAUAUCGUGAAGCAGAUGAAGGCAGCCGGCGCGCCCCUGUCCGUGGUGGUCUUGGGGUUGCUGGUCAACGCCUACGCGAAGGCGGGCGACGCCGCUGGAGCAGAGCGUUGGCUCACCGAGCUCACCACCAAUGGCGUUGGCAAGCCCAACACGAUCUGCGUCAACAUUGCGAUCUCUGCGUGCGCAAAGGCGGGCGACGUGGCCAAGGCAGAGAAGUGGCUACUGAAGAUGCCGGAGCUCGAGGUGGAGCCCGACUGCAUGAGCUACAAUGCGGUCAUCGACGCCUGUGCGCGCGUGGGCGACGCGAAGCGCGCGGAGUGGUGGCUGCAGAGGAUGUGGAAGUCGUCCAUUACACCCAACGUCGUCACGUACAGCUCCGUAGUACACGCGUGUGCCAAGGCUGGGGAUAUGACGCGCGCCGAGGGUUGGCUCCGCCAGAUGGUGAAGGACGGCGUGGAGCCCAACGCGAUCUGCUACAACGCCGUGGUGCACGCCUGCGCCCGUGGCGGCGACGUGGACCGCGUCGUGCACUGGAUCGACGAGAUGGUGGCGCGCGGCGUGCAGCCCACGGUGAACACCUACAGCAGCGUCAUGGACCGCCUGGCGAAGUCGGGGGACGUGGAGGCUGCGGAGCAGUGGCUGCUGCGGAUGAUCCGGGAGGGCGUCGAGCCCGACGUGGUCAGCUACAACAUGUUGCUGUGCGCCUGCAACCGCUGCAACGACAGCCAGCGCGCGCAGAAGUGGUUCACGACGAUGCUGAACGAGGGCAUCUCGCCGAACACGGUCUGCUUCAACUUGCUGAUCAACGUGUACGCGCGCAACGGAGAUGUGGCUGGUACCAACCAGUGCCUCGACCUCAUGAAACAACACGGUGUUGUUCCUGACCGCGUCACCUUCAAUACCGCGAUCAAGGCCCACGCCAGGACGGGGGACGAGACGGGUGCAGGCGCGAGGUACCAGGACAUGAGGCGGGCUGGACUCGAGCCAGACGCGCUCACCUUCAACGCUCUCAUCGGCACGAGCGCCCGCGUGAAGAACGCGGACGGCGCCGAGCACUGGCUCCGCGAGAUGGUGGCGCACGGGCUGGAGGCGGACACCGUCAGCUACACGACCUGUAUCGACGCCUGUAAUCGUGCGGGUGACGCCAUUCGCGCGGAGCAUUGGCUUAUUGCAAUGGAGGAGGCUGGUUUGGUGCCGAGUCUGAAGACGUACGGCACGAUCCUUCAUGCUCUUGUUAAAGUUGGUGACGUUCCCCGCACCGAGGCCAUCGUGGAGAGGAUGCACAAGCUGGGGCUCGAGGCCAGCAUCUCGAUGUACAACGCCCUCAUCAGCGCCUGCGCAAAGAAG
Prorocentrum cordatum is the source of this 1440-nucleotide messenger RNA. The record is from the annotation of a GenBank genome assembly. NCBI's taxonomy places the organism in Eukaryota, Dinophyceae, Prorocentrales, Prorocentraceae.